Messenger RNA from Selaginella moellendorffii, 714 nucleotides. RefSeq names its product pentatricopeptide repeat-containing protein At4g02750-like. Gene Ontology annotation, molecular function: RNA binding; protein binding. Gene Ontology annotation, biological process: RNA modification. The transcript has a single exon. Bases 1 to 714 code for a protein of 237 amino acids. The record is from RefSeq and is a predicted model, not a curated record. Lineage: Eukaryota; Viridiplantae; Streptophyta; Lycopodiopsida; Selaginellales; Selaginellaceae.
AUGAUCUCGAGCUUCGCCCAGGCGGGGCUGAUGGACGAGGCAAGCACCGCCUUCGAUCGGAUAUCCCAGAGGAAUGUAAUCUCCUGGACGAGCAUCGCAGCCGGAUUCGCCCAGAGCGGCCUCGUCGCCCAAGCGAAGCACGCAUUCCAAUCCAUGCCGGAGCGCAAUUGGAUCACCUGGACCGCGGUGGUGGCAGCAUUUGCCCAGAGCGGGCAUUUGGGCGAAGCCCGGGAUCUUCUCGCAAGGAUCCCACACCCGGACGUCAAGCCCUGGGCCGAGAUGGCGACCGCGUAUGCUCGAAACGGGCAUGGCAAGGUAGCGCUGGAGCUGCUCAAACCGAUGGAGCUCCUGGGAAUUCCACCCGACGAGGCCACCUGCGUGAACAUCCUGAGCGCUUGCCGGCACGUCGGGCUCGUCGAAGAAGGCCGCCAGUGCUUCUUGUACAUGCUGGAAGAUCGAUGCGUAGCUCCACACUUUGAGAUCUACUGCUCCAUGGUGGAUUUGCUGGCUCGAGCCGGGCAGCUCCCACAGGCCGAGGAGCUUAUCCAGAGCAUGCCAUAUCUUCCCGAUGAUACCACCUGGGGAGCGCUGCUUGGCGGCGCUCGGAUCCACAGUGAUAUCCAGUGUGGUCUCCGAGCGGCGUGGAGCGCGUUUGAGGCACACCCCGAGAACCCCGGACCUUAUAUCCUCAUGGCCAAUAUCUUGCUGGAGUGA